GCUUUAUGGCAAAGACACCAAAAGGAUUACACCGCAGCCCAGCCUUCCUCAUUCAAGUGCCGCCAGUCGAUUUCCAAGAGGUUCGAGCACACACUUGGUUUCUACUCUUGGUUUUUUUCCCUUGUGUAUUAAAACUGUACUAAAUGGCUGAAUCGAUCUCACUGGAAGAGACCAAUGCAUUACGAGCCAAAUUAGGUCUCCCUGCUCUAGGCGGCGGUGCCGGCGACGGUGAUGCCGAAGAAGGAGAGGAGCAAUCUGUCGAUCGUGACAAAGAAGCCUACGAAAACUAUCAAAAACAAAAAGAAGAAGAAGAAAAGCAAAAGAAAGCCGAAGAAAUUAAGGCACGAAUUGAAAAAUCCAAAAAUCGAAAAAAAAAUUUGGAAAAACUCAAAGGCAAAGGUCUGGGCGAAGUCGACAAUGACGAAAAUGACGAUAGUGCACUAAGUUGGAUUCGCAAAUCACGAAAACGAGAAAAAGAAUUGGCGGAACGACGAGCACGAGAACAAGCCGAGAUGGACGAUGCUUUUGCUACCUCCAGCAACAACGGCGCUACUCGGAGCAAACGAAAAUCGACAGCAAACAACAAUUAUGAUGCUGACGCGCUGUCUGGAUUAAAAGUGGCUCACGACGUGUCUGAGUUCGCAGAAGGUGGCGAGACGAUUUUGACGUUAAAAGACCGUGGUAUUCUGGACGACGAUCACGAUGAAAACGAUCCACAAGAGGCGGUCGAUGAAUUAUCCAAUGUCAAUUUAGAAGACAAGGAACGGCUGCAAAAGAAUUUGGAAAACAAGAAAAAGAAGCCAGGCUACAAUCCAUAUGACGACGAAGAGUUUAUUCUUGGAGGCAAGAAAAAGAGUUUAUUGCCACACUAUGAUGAGCAAACUGGACCUCAAGGAUUCCAGAUUGGUGAACAAGGACGGAUUCUAAGCGAACAAGCUCAAGAAAAACAACAAGAGCAGAGCGUUUCUGAAAAACUCAAGGCACAGACCCUGUCGUAUCAAAAGAUGCAGGAAAUCAAGGACUAUUAUACCCAAGACGAAGUCAAUCUCAGUUUCAAGAAGCCGAAAAAGAAGAAAAAGAGCAAGUUGCGCAAUAAACGAACCAAGCAGCCGGAAGACGAAGAAGAUGAAACUUUAGCUAGUACUACUAGCACAACCACUGAGCAACCGUCCAAAGCAUCAUCAACAACGGCAAAACCAAAAACAAUAGACACGGAUACCAGUUUUGUGGACGACGACGAUCUUCAGAUGGCAUUAUCACGAACACGACGUGCUGUCAACCGCCAACGAGAAAAGAAAUCGAAAAAGAUGACACCGGAGGAAAUCGCACGAUCCAUUGUUGCAGAACGAGGUUAUCAGCAAGGCGAUGAUGGACAAGAGGGAGGAGGAGGAGGCGAUAACGAAGAUGGCGGAUUGGUGCUUUCGGAAAUGACCGAAUUUGUGAAUUCGAUUGGUACGGAAGGCGUAUUUACGCCACGCGAGCCAGCACGGUCUGUACGAGAAGCCCAGGCAGUAGCAGAAAAGGCAGCAAGUGAAUCGCCAGCUGCGCCGAUGCAAGGAACUGAAGAAGCGGUGACUGCCACGACGCUACAAGACGUUCCUGAAGAAGAAGAAGAAUCAACACAGCAAUCCAUGACGAAAAAAGAUGCGGAAGAAGUAAAAGAAGAAGAAGAAGAAGAAGCAUCGACCGCCAUCAUGGAAGAACCGCUUGUGAGCAAGGGUAUGGCAGCGACCUUGUCGCUGUUGAGCCAGAAGGGAUUUGUUGCCAAGGCUACGGAAGAACAGCUGAAGCGGGACCGAGACCAGGCGUCACGGAUGCGAUGGAUUGCGGAGCAAAAGAAGAAAGACGUCCAACGGGAACGCGAACGCGAGCAAGAGAAACAACGACAACGCGAGCGCGAUCGGGAGUAUCGCGGCAGCAAUAUGCAGCAACGAGGAGGCGCGGACCGAGAACGGGCCAGAGAACGCGAGCGCGAGCGCGAACGCGAAAAGGAACUUGAAGAACGCGAGGCGAUGCGAGAAUUUGAAAAACGAAUGGAAGAAUACAAGCCGGAUGUCAAACUCGAAUAUUACGAUGAACACGGCCAUCAGAUGAACACCAAGGAAGCGUUCCGGUUCAUGUCGCACAAGUUCCACGGCAAGACGUCGGGCAAGACCAAGACGGAGAAGCGGAUGGCCAAGUUGGAGGAAGAACUGAAACUCAACAUGAUGAGCAAUAACGACACACCUUUGAAUUUGGCGACCAAACUUUUGGAACGACAGCAGCGGACGGGAAAUGCACAUGUUGUUUUGAGUGUGGGUAAUCGCGGUGUGGCAGCGCCUACUGAUCCAGAACUUGCUGCUGGUGCUUCAUCAUCCACAUCCUCUACAGGAAAACGUGCACGAGCUAUGAGUGAGGAUGAUGAUGACGUUGAUGUACCAAGUGACAAAAAGAGAAAAUAAAAGCUGUCUGAUGAGGA
Zychaea mexicana is the source of this 2458-nucleotide messenger RNA. Its product is annotated as SART-1 protein. The record is from RefSeq and is a predicted model, not a curated record. Gene Ontology annotation, cellular component: U4/U6 x U5 tri-snRNP complex. Lineage: Eukaryota; Fungi; Mucoromycota; Mucoromycetes; Mucorales; Lichtheimiaceae. The coding region runs from base 144 to 2441 and encodes 765 amino acids. Gene Ontology annotation, biological process: mRNA cis splicing, via spliceosome; maturation of 5S rRNA. The transcript is spliced from 3 exons.